This is a messenger RNA of Prorocentrum cordatum, 777 nucleotides long. Lineage: Eukaryota; Dinophyceae; Prorocentrales; Prorocentraceae. The record is from the annotation of a GenBank genome assembly.
GUUCAUUCCGCGCUGGCGGGCAAAACGUUCCCGCUGAAGGUUGCCGAGCUCAUUGAGCCUUCGAUUGCGAAGGUCUGGGCUUUAGCUGUGGGCAAGAUCUGCAGCGGGGCGCUCGAGGGCACGGCGGGGCCCACGUCCUCAGCUCCGUUGGUGGCCGCCGUCGGAGAUGCGCAGGUGGACGUCGGCUUCGACGAAGGCGCCUUCGACCGCGAGAAGUUCUCGGCGCGGUCGCAGCCGCCCGAGUUUUUCACCGAGGUGGUCAAGAGCCUCGAAGGCGACCUGACGCUCAAGAUCAAGCGGCUCGCCGAUAAGAUGGCGCUCAACGCCGACUGGCUCGGCGCGCGGUGCAAGAUCGACGUCGAGAUUAUGGACAGCGGUCCCAUCGAGAGCUCCACUGGCUUCUCGGCGUUCGCGGCUACGGUGGCUCGGAAUGCUCUCCGCAUAGGGCCAGCUGCGUGUCCGUUACCGGUCGCAGCAUUCUUCGCCAUGCCAGUGGCCCACGAUGUCUUCUUUAUCUUCUGGAGCGCUGAGGCCAUCCCGAAGCAGGGCGUUGCGCUCGCGGGCGCCAAGGCGUUUCUGUCGGGCGAAUCGGCCGAAGCCUUCAUCAAGGAUUCCGAGAACUUGGUCGCGAUCUACGCGCCCAAGGGGCCAAUUAUACGUGUGCCCUGGGGGUGGCUGCCCCAGCCCGUCUUCUACUUCCCAGGGCAGAAGAACAAAGACUGCGACGCCUUCCAACGCAUCCUUCACAUCCCGAUCAUGAUCCCAGAGCGCGCUUAA